Cyclopterus lumpus (lumpfish) is the source of this 1564-nucleotide messenger RNA. RefSeq names its product dystrobrevin binding protein 1b (gene dtnbp1b). Gene Ontology annotation, cellular component: plasma membrane; BLOC-1 complex; neuron projection. Gene Ontology annotation, biological process: neuron projection development; platelet dense granule organization; negative regulation of protein kinase activity. NCBI's taxonomy places the organism in Eukaryota, Metazoa, Chordata, Actinopteri, Perciformes, Cyclopteridae. The record is from RefSeq and is a predicted model, not a curated record. The transcript is spliced from 4 exons. Bases 497 to 1189 code for a protein of 230 amino acids.
CAAACUCCUCAUCACCUAUGCUCCUUAUUCCCCCUCCUCCUUAAGUACACCCCCUCUCUUUAUCCUCUCUUCUCUCCUCUGGUCCCCCUCCUCCCUCUCUCAGUAGCAGCCAGUGGUAUGCUCCACUCGUCUUCGCCUCUCUCUCUCUCCACUGUCAGCCUCAGCAGUCUCUACACCGGAGCUAGACACUGGUGCAGCGUCGAUCCGUACGUACAUGCACGUGUGUGUGUGUGGGUUUCGUGGGUUUCGUGGGUACCGGGUUCUUGAGACCGCUCAGUGUUGGAGUGUGCAAGCUGAUCUGCAAGAGAAUGUGUGUGUGACACCUUUCUGGAGCAUCCUUUGUAUGGAGCAGCAUGUGUGUAGAGUGAGAGAGACAGCGUGAGGAUGUGUGGUGGGAAGGUGUUGUUGUGAUCGGUGGAGUUUUCGGUGUACUACGUCGUGCUUCCACCUCCCUCCCAUUUGGUUAUCUUGUGAGGGCAAAACGCAUCCUGCUGGGAUGUCCACCUUGCCUGGUGCAACAGACGGGAACCAGAGGAACUCUUUGGAGCUGGACGCGGAGCACACACAGAGAGUCCCUGGGGCAGAACAGGGAGGGGCCCCGGCCCCCCAGGUCAAGCUGAAAGAAAGGCAGAAGUUCUUUGAGGAGGCCUUCCAGCAAGACAUGGAGCAGUACUUGUCUACUGGCUACCUGCAGAUCGCUGAGAGGAGAGAGCCAAUAGGAAGCAUGUCGUCCAUGGAGGUGAACGUGGACAUGCUGGAGCAGAUGGAUCUGAUGGACAUGUCUGACCACGAAGCCCUGGAUGUGUUUCUGCACUCCGGGGGGGAGGACAACAGUGCUGCCUCGCCUGUCGCAGGUCCAGAUGUUGAGUCCUUCACCACAGAGAUCAGUCUCCAGGUUCCCACCCAGGCGGAGCUGCGCCACAAGCUCUCUUCCCUUUCAUCCACCUGCACCGACUCUGCCAGCCAAGACACAGAGGCCGGGGAAGAGGAGGAGGACGAGGAGGAGGAAGAGGAGACUGAGCAAGGAGGAGGUGUUGGAGGACCAGGCGGAGGAGGAAGGAGGAGAAGGGCCCCCGUGGUGGUGACCCUGGAUGAAGAGGAGGUGCACCCUGACACAGCGUUGGUGGACGGGGUGGAACAAGUGGACCAGACCAGCAAAGACAGUGAGGCGAGCAGGCCGAGGGUUUGAGGACACACGGACUGGAUUUACACACAAACGCACAGAGCUGCAAAAUCAAACUAAGAUAUGUAACAAUAUUGGCUUCCUUCUCAAAUUGUCAUCCUGAAGAAAAAGAUGUGAAAGAAAACACACUGAGGUUGCACUAACUGCCACAUGAACUUGCCUUAAAAGACCACUGAUGUGUGUUUUCAAUUCUAAUUGAAUCCGGUAAAAUAGGUUUGAGUUACCUUUCCAAUUAGCAUUGGAUGGCUUAACAUUCACAUAAAUAGGUUGAAACUAUUUCAAGAAUGCUCUAAUAUUCUGUUUCUAUGUUUGUGCAUGUUGAGACCAGGAGAGACCUGUGACUGAUAAGAAGUGAGAGAAUUAUACACUAAAAUCAUCAUC